AAGAAGUCGUCCUGUACCUUGAACGGAAGAACGCUGAAGGGGCGUUUAAGACUGUAUAUUUGUAUGUGAUGAGGUUUGUUUUAUAAUGGCUUUUCUGGGAAAACUGACGGAUACUUCAUAAUUUAGAAGCAACAAACGACUGGUUCGAAAAUGGCAACCAGCGGAAAAGAAGCUCACCAGGAAUUCUUUAGUGAUUGUAUUGUUAUUAAAUCUUGCGAACCAUGCACGAGAAAGCACACGUCCAGCACAGCAACAAUUUUUUGCAAAACCUGUAACGAGUAUCUUUGCGAACCUUGCAGAAAUAUUCAUAUAAUUUAUAAAUCGGGCACACAUGAUACGGUUGCUGUUGAGUAUCUGGAUUCGGCACCAGUUGUUGUAACGAUGAAAGGUAUGGACACAUGUCGAGACCAUGAUAAAAAGAUCAAGUUUUUCUGUGAAGACCACUCCAAGCUCUGUUGCAGUACAUGUGCGUUCAUACACAGGAAGUGCGACAAAAUCAAUGAGCUGGCCAGUAUAUCUAGCCAAGAAGGACCAGAGCUGCAAGACGUGAAAAAUACGCUUCUUAAAAUGGAGACCGAUACUGGCAAAAUCGUAGCGGAAUGCAAGCUUUCAGAGGCUGAAUUAAGUGAGACCAAUGCAAAUCUGUUUAAACAGAUUGAUAGAAUAAAGGGUUGUAUUAUCGAGUUAUUUGAGAAAGCAAAGACACAGCUGACUGCAGAUGCAGAUAAUUUCAAAGCGGAUGAGAUUAAAAAAAUAGAGCAAAGCGAAGCAAAAAGAAAUAAAGCCUGGUUGAAAGUGAAUGAAGACAUAAAUGAACUGCUAUCGGUUAGUUCUGCUCUUGUCAAACAUGGAACACCUCAACAAAAUUAUAUCGUCACCAAAAUAAUCAAGGAGAAAAUUAAAGAUAUGGAAACCCAUAUAUCUGAGAAACGAUGCAAUCAAAUCACUCCAACAAUUUCCAUAGACUUUUCAAAACAGUUGUUAUCCAUUCUUAAAGAGGAAGAAGUUCUUGUAAAACUUAAAGUAGAACGACACCUUAAGCAUACAGAUGUUGCGCAAACAAGUCCGACGGAAAUACAAGAAUUGUCUGAAGUUAGAAAGAAAACAAGCGUUUUAAAUGAAGCAGGUUUUUCAAGUGACUGCACGCUGUCAGUUCCGAUCAAACCAGUUACCCUGGAGCUACUCGUGUCAGUGGAUCUUAAACAGUAUCAAUAUGAUGGGAAGGAACCUCUGCUUACUGGGCUUGACUUCCUACCAGACGGGAGACUGGUAUCCGUGGAUAACAUGAAUUGGAAAUGUAUCAUAAUGGAUGACCGACUGAAGAGACAAGGAACGCCGUACACGUUCAAUACCAACCCAUUUGACGUUGUAUGUUUGUCUCAUAAUGAACUCGCAGUGACGAUGAAUGACAAAACAAUUCGCCUCCUAUCCGUGAGUCCUGGCAGUGACAUCGGUAUGACCAGAACGAUACAAACAUCCACCGAUGUCUUCUCCAUAUGCUGCAUGACCCCAACAGAUAUGGUCGUCAGUACACACAAUGAUACAGACCAAGUGAGAAAGAUAACGCAGUCCGGUGUGGUGUCUUACUUUGAUCACGGGCUCGUUCCCAACAAGAGAUACAAAAUUGAUGAGAGCAAGUGCACCUAUGUGAUUUCAAAGAACACUUUGGUAUUUACCGACUGGUUAGCUAAUUCUGUGUACAUGAAUGACUGCGCAAAAGGCACGUCUAAAGUUGUCACGGAUGAGAACAUACAGCAACCACGUGGUGCCUGCGUCGGGCCCGGUGACACGGUGCUGGUGUGCAGUGGGGCGACGAGCUCCAUCGUACACCUGACUGUUGACGGUAUUAUGUUAGGAACCUACCCAGUGGAUAUGCGGUGGCCGUAUUCCCUGUGUUUGAAUAAAGAAGAGAGCAGAUUAGCGGUAUCGAACAAUGCUGCUGGAAUGAAGAGGUUGAUGGUGUACAAAUUAUUAUAAAAAAUGAUAUAAUCCAAAGGAAAUAAUUAGACAUAAAAUGCAUUUGUUACAUGUAUAAAUCGAUUUGAUUUUUCUAUGCUGUUUGGUUAGUAAUCUUGAUAAAAUUGCGAAUUUA
Molecule: messenger RNA, 2092 nt
Organism: Dreissena polymorpha
Lineage: Eukaryota; Metazoa; Mollusca; Bivalvia; Myida; Dreissenidae
Exons: 4
Coding region: 151-1977 (608 amino acids)
Molecular function (GO): zinc ion binding
Source: RefSeq, a predicted model, not a curated record